AUGAUCCCACACGCGCGGUCCCAGAUAAUUCGCAAGCAGCGAGAGCGGAGUGGGCUAGCCAAAGACCCAGACCCCAAGCUACGACCUCAAGACCAGCCAAAGACCCCAACCCCAACUACGACUACAAAGACCCAACCCCAAGCUUCAAGACCAGCCAAGACCCCAACCCCAGCUACGACUCACUACGACUUCAAGACCAGCCAAGAACUUAAACCCCAACCCCGAGCUACGACCUCAAGCACGACUUCAAGACAGCCAAAGACCCCAACCCAAGCUACGACUUCAAGACAGCAAGACCCCCAACCCCAAGCUAUGACCUUCAAGACCAGCCAAAGACCCCAACCCCAAGCUACGACUCAAGACAGCCAAGACCCCAACCCAAGCUACGACCUCAAGACCAGCCAAAGACCCCAACCCAAGCUACGACCUCAAAGAAGACCCAAGACCCCAACCCAAGCUACGACCUCAAGACCAGCCAAAGACCCCAACCCAAAGACUUCAAGACCAGCAAGACCAACCCAAGCUAGAUCAGCCAAAGACCCCAACCAAGCUACGAGACAAAGCCAAAGACCCCAACCCCAACUAGACCAGCCAAAGACCCAACCCCAAGCUACGACUCAAGACCAGCCAAGACCCCAACCCAAGCUACGACUCAAGACAGCCAAAGACCCAACCCAAGCUAUGACUUCAAGACCAGCCAAAGACCCCAACCCCAAGCUACGACCUCAGCAAAACCCCAAAGACCCAACCAAGCUACGACUCAAGACCAGCCAAAGACCCCAACCCCAAGCUACGACCUCAAGACCAGCCAAAGACCCAACCCAAGCUUACUCGACCCAAAGACCCCAAAGCGAUAGAAGCCAAAGCCAACCCAAGCUACGCCUGAGCUACGACAAGAGCCAAAGAGCCAAGACCUGCAAGGACCCCCCAAGCUACGACUACAAAACCUUAGGGAACGUCAGCCGGCACGAGCGUCACCCUUCCCCCCUCCGACUCAGCUGA
This is a messenger RNA of Penaeus vannamei (Pacific white shrimp), 1002 nucleotides long. Lineage: Eukaryota; Metazoa; Arthropoda; Malacostraca; Decapoda; Penaeidae. The record is from RefSeq and is a predicted model, not a curated record.